CUGUUAAACAAUAAUAAAUUAUACAUACUCAUUAUGUCUGUAAGUCGGAUUAUCCGGCUGCCGCCCCUGCCUAGCAUCAGGGAUUUAAUUAAACUAUAUAAACUACGUGCUAUGAAAGAACUUUCUCAAAAUUUUUUAAUGGAACCAAGAUUAAUUAGCCGCAUUGUCAGAUCUGCAGGAUCCUUUAAGGACUGUGAAGUAUGUGAGGUUGGCCCUGGUCCUGGCAACAUAACAAGAUCAAUCAUUCAAAACAUGCCCUCUAGGGUACUGAUAAUUGAAAAAGACAAACGAUUUACACCAUCCCUAGAGCUGUUGGCUGAAUCAUCACCAGUACCAUUAGAGUUAAUAUUUGGGGAUGUAAUGAAUUUUAAUUUAGAACAAAUGUUCAAUGAAGACAAUAAAAUGGAAUGGGAAGAUAAAUGUCCACAAAUUCAUCUUAUUGGAAAUUUGCCAUUUAACGUAUCUACACCACUUAUUAUACGAUGGUUAAAAGCUAUAUCGGAAAGGAAAAGUGCAUGGAGGUAUGGUCGAGUACGCAUGACAUUGACAUUUCAAAAAGAAGUUGCUGAAAGAAUGGCAGCUCCAAUAAUGACUAGAGAAAGAAGUAGGCUCUCGGUUAUGUGUCAAAAUUGGUGUAGGGUUGAACAUAAAUUUAAUAUUCCAGGUAAAAUUACUAUAAUAUUGUUCUAUUUAAUGUAAGAUACUCACUAUUUC
Molecule: messenger RNA, 714 nt
Organism: Acyrthosiphon pisum (pea aphid)
Lineage: Eukaryota; Metazoa; Arthropoda; Insecta; Hemiptera; Aphididae
Product: mitochondrial transcription factor B1
Exons: 3
Coding region: 34-699 (221 amino acids)
Biological process (GO): rRNA methylation; transcription initiation at mitochondrial promoter
Cellular component (GO): mitochondrial matrix
Molecular function (GO): mitochondrial transcription factor activity; rRNA (adenine-N6,N6-)-dimethyltransferase activity
Source: RefSeq, a predicted model, not a curated record